UUGUCUAAUUAUCGGGGCUAAAGUGCAAAUUCUCCCAGUUCAAUCUGCUAUAAAUUAAAAACCACGAUUUAGGGUUUCUGUUCUCUCAAACUCACUCAUAGCGGAGCAGCCGUCGAAGAACGUAAAAUACCGCAGCUGCUCGAUUCCAAACCCUAAAAAUGUCUCUCGUAGCUAAUGAAGAUUUCCAGCACAUUCUGCGUGUGCAGAACACGAACGUGGACGGAAAGCAGAAGAUCAUGUUCGCCAUGACCUCAAUCAAGGGUAUUGGUCGCCGUUUCGCCAACAUCGUCUGCAAGAAAGCCGAUGUUGAUAUGAACAAGAGGGCUGGUGAACUCUCUGCUGCUGAACUUGAUAGCUUGAUGGUUAUUGUGGCAAACCCCCGUCAGUUCAAGAUUCCCGACUGGUUUUUGAACAGGAAGAAGGAUUACAAGGAUGGCAAGUUUUCCCAGGUGACAUCAAACGCUCUUGACAUGAAGCUUAGGGAUGAUCUUGAGCGAUUAAAGAAGAUCAGGUAUGAUUUUAGAUUUGAUCCUCUAUUUUAUAUCAAGGUCUUACUUGUAUCUAAUUGUAUUUGUGUGCACUACUUUCAGAAACCACCGUGGUCUCCGUCACUACUGGGGCCUUCGCGUGCGUGGACAGCACACCAAGACCACUGGUCGUAGGGGAAAGACAGUGGGUGUCUCCAAGAAGCGAUGAGCGUUAUCUUUUCUAUUUAUCUCUUUGUUAUGGAUACUUUUGUUUUGUUUUAGGCUUUGCAAGCGCCUAUAAGAGAUUUACAUGACCGGCUCUUGUUAUCUUUGUUUUGGAUUCCAAUAUUAAUUUUGAUCAUGGUUUUUAAGACUCGGUAAAUCAAUGGUAAGGAACUUUUGUCUCUUUGGUUCA
Salvia miltiorrhiza (redroot sage) is the source of this 882-nucleotide messenger RNA. Its product is annotated as 40S ribosomal protein S18. Gene Ontology annotation, molecular function: RNA binding; structural constituent of ribosome. The coding region runs from base 159 to 662 and encodes 167 amino acids. The transcript has 3 exons. Gene Ontology annotation, biological process: translation. Gene Ontology annotation, cellular component: ribosome; cytosol; small ribosomal subunit. Lineage: Eukaryota; Viridiplantae; Streptophyta; Magnoliopsida; Lamiales; Lamiaceae. The record is from RefSeq and is a predicted model, not a curated record.